Molecule: messenger RNA, 3099 nt
Organism: Besnoitia besnoiti
Lineage: Eukaryota; Apicomplexa; Conoidasida; Eucoccidiorida; Sarcocystidae
Product: Noc2p family protein
Exons: 7
Coding region: 1-3099 (1032 amino acids)
Biological process (GO): ribosomal large subunit biogenesis
Cellular component (GO): nucleolus; nucleoplasm; Noc2p-Noc3p complex
Source: RefSeq, a predicted model, not a curated record
AUGGUUGAUAAGCCCGCAAAGAAGCUCGCGCGCGUCGGCGGCGAGAAGAAGCCCCGCCUGAAGAACUUUCAGAAGUUGAAGCGGAAGAAGAUGCGCGACGGCGAGGCGGCGCCCGCAAGUGGCAAGAAGCAUCUGAAGUUUGCGCAGGGCGCCCGGCUAAAGAGCAAGAGCGAGCGCGAGGAGGAAGACGAGACGCCUUCGCUGGCGGACGAUACGGUCAGCACCGAGGACGAAGGCGCCUUCUCUGACGGCUCCCUCCCGAGCAUGGCGGAGGGCAACCUGAGCGACCUCGAGAAAGAGGCUGGCGAGGAGGGCGACGAGUCGGCGGACGACGAUCAGGACGAAGACGAAGAAGAGAACUACGAGGGACCCGACUGGCUCGCGGACGACGACGAGGAGGCCUGGGCGUCGUCUGACGACGAGUCGCCUGAGGACGUCGGCGCAGAGGGAGGCGCCGCGUUCGAUCCUGCCGCGGGCAUCGCCGCAGACAGUCCCGCGGCGCAGAAGGAGUUCCGGCGCGUGCUCAAGCAGCGCCUCAUGAAAGACAAGGAGUUUCUGUCCUUCCUCCUUCAGGAGAGCGAGAAGCAACAGGCAGACACCGAGCAGGCGAGCGACGCGGAGGAGGACCUAGAGCAGGACGACGAGGAGGGCGUGGAUGACGACGAGGAGGCGAGCGAACACACGGUGAAGCGGUCGCGCGCAGAGCCGGAGGAAGAAGAUGACGUCGAAGUUCCUAAGAACCUCCUCACGUCUGAGCGGUACGAGCACCUCUGCCACCUCGUCGGCCUCCAUGGCGACCGCGAAGACGCCAGGGUUCCCGCCUCGCCCUCGUUGCGCUGCCUGCAGCUGUUUCUCGGCGCGUUUCGCUCCGCUGUGCGCCAGACGGGCCUGCGGCGGGACAACAACGUGUCCAGCGAGGGACGGGAGCUGGGCGAGCGGACGAAAGACAACAUGAAGUACAAGGACGGCAAGAAGAAGAGUGAGGAGGGCGAAGAGGGCAAGAAGCGGAAACCCGGAGCUUCGUCGCGCGACGUCAAAGACCGGGGUUCGGGCGAGCAGAAGUCCCUCUUUCUCGUCAAAGACGAAGAGCUGCGCCGCGUGAUUCUCCUGCGAACCGUGCAGCAGCUCCCCGCGGUGUUCAGACGAUUCCUACAGGCGGAGGCCGACGGGGCGAAGAGCGCGUCGAAGGGGGCGGGCGAGGAGAAGAAUCUGCUCGCGCUCACCGCGUCUGCGAACUGGUCGAGGCUUCGGCUGCCGCUUCGCUGGGUUUUUUCUGACGUCUGCCAACUUCUCGUCUCUCUGCAGAAUCUCCCGCCGCGAGCCACUAAGGGCAAGGAGGUCCUGGUGCAGGUGCUCCUGUCGCUGGCGCGGAAGAACGAUGGACUGGUGCCUUUCCUGUUGCUGUUGAAGAGCUCGUCGCUCGCGAGGCGCUUCCUCCUGACCGUCGGGCGCUGCUGGGCCUUCACGAAGAACGAACAGGAGCAGUUCGCCGCGUUCGCCGCGCUGCGCCAGCUCCUGGUGCUGCGCCACAGAGAGCUCGAUCACGCGCUCGCGAAGGGACAGGCUUCCACGAAAAACAAACCCCGAGAGGGCAAGGAGCGUAGGCGCAGCCACGAGAAGGGUGACUCAGGCAGCGCCAGCGAAGCGGCCCUGAAGGAAGAAGAGAAAGUCCAGGAGUUCCUCCAGACGCUCCUGAGGAUCUACCAGCAGGCCACUUCGCGAAACGUCGGCAACAACGCGAGCAGAACCUGGCGCGGCGCGAACCGCGUCCAGCUGCUACUAAACGAAUACCUCGAACUUCUCAAGAUCGUCCAGCCCAGAAUCGCCUACCGUGUCGCUUAUCAAAGCAUUCGAGAGCUUGCCUUGACCGUCAGGAGCAUCAUGGUGGUUUCGAGCCAAACGGCGCCUUCUGCCGCCAAGGGGAAGAAGUCGAAAGCUGCGUUUCUGCAUGCGCGGCGUCUCGCGACUUCGCAGAAGCUCCUCUACUCGUGGGCGUUCCUCUCCACGGCCCGCCUGUGGGGUGUUUCGUUUGCGUCGACGCCGUCCCUCCGCCCGCUGGCCUUCCCCCUGGUCACGCUGUUGUGUGCAGCUCUCAAGGUCAAGCUUGCCUCCCUCUCGCACGUGCCGUUCUGUCUGAACAUCCUCUACGUCCUUCAUCAGACGUCGCUGUCCACGAACCUUUUGAUUCCUCUCAGCGCGUACGUCUUCGCGCUCCUCGAGCUUCUGCUGAAACACCAAGAGAUGCUCUCCAGCGGGCGCUACAUUGGCAAGCGGCUCCACAUGGAGAUGCAGGAGAAAAGGAACAAAAAGAAGAAAAAGGACAAAAAGUUCCAAACGAAAGACGGCGGAAAGGAAAAAAGCGACAACAACCUACACCUGCUGCACGUCCGGGAUGCAGACCCUGAAGUCACUCUUAGACUAUCUGCAGCCCAACAAGAUUCCAUGCAUGUGAUCGACGGCCUCGUGGGAAGCUUCCAGCGCCUUCUGACAGAGCACCUUGGCUACCUGGUGCUUCAUCCCGCCUUCCCUGAAAUUUCGCUCCCUAUCAAGCGGAGCUUGCGCCGCACACUGAAGCUCUCACGGAGCCUGGCGGUCGUGCGCGCGCUGAAGACUCUUCUGGGAGCCAUUGAGGGCUCUGCCGCUGUUGUGCAGUCUUUGCGAUGCGAGCUGAAAGAGCUGCCGGUCGGUGCAGUUGAAAUCUUUACCGAGAAAAAGCAAAGAGCCGCUCUCCCGCUGUUCAAGUUGAGGCUGCAAGUCGUGGAGGAGCGCCGCAAGUUUGUGGAGGAGAAGGUGAAGGGAGAAAUAUCGGCGGCCGCAGAGCGGAGGGAAGCUGAGAGCGCAGCUUCCAAGACAGCGCGACAGCUGAAGCGCGAGCGCCAGAAGCAGCGGCGAGAGACAGAACGCCGUGAACUGGAAAAGGACAGGAAAUCGAGAGCCGCAUCCAAGGAGGCGAAGAAACGCAUGCGCGACACGACGACCCCCGAAGCUGAGGCUGACGACAGCGACAACGAGGCUAGUGUGAAACGCGCAAAGCGACAGCAGGCUGCCGCGAGAGAAGACGUCCUCGAUGAAAUCGGCAGCGACUUGGACGACCUCUGA